CACGCGGCCGGGCCGGGCGGGGGCAUGGAGGGCGGCACGGAGGGUGGCGCGGAACGCGGGGCCGGGGCGAACGCCGGCCAGCGCGUCAUCCUGCUUCCAGAAUAUCUGAAAAAUACUUCCAAAAAGAUGAAGAAUGGGCUUAUGUUUGUAAAAUUAGUUCACCCAUGUUCAGGGGAAGGAGCCAUUUACUUGUUUAAUAUGUGUCUGCAGCAGCUUUUUGAAAUAAAGGUUUUUAAGGAAAAACACCAUUCUUGGUUUAUAAAUCAGUCAGUUCAAUCAGGUGGUCUUCUCCACUUUGCAACACCCAUGGACCCUCUAUUUCUUCUUCUCUACUAUCUUAUAAAGGCUGAUAAAGUGGGAAAAUUUCAGCCCUUAGAUCAAGUUGUGAUGGAUGACAUGUUUCCGAAUUGUAUCUUGUUGCUGAAACUUCCUGAACUUGAGAAAUUACUUCAACAUGUGACACAGGAGAAAGAAAUAAACAGCAAAAAAUAUUAUAAGUACAGCAAAGAGAAGACCUUGAAGUGGCUGGAAAAAAAGGUUCAUCAGACUGUGGCAGCUUUAAAAACCAAUAAUGUAAAUGUGAGUGCCCGAGUACAGGCAACAACUGCAUUUUUCUCUGGUGAUCAAGCAUCUAGUGAAAAGGAAGAGGAUUAUAUUCGCUAUGCCUAUGGCCUAAUAUCUGAUUACAUCCCUCAAGAAUUAAGUGAUGACUUAUCUAAGUAUUUAAAGCUCCCAGAACCUUCAGCUCCAUUGCCAAAUCCUCCAUCCAAGAAAGUAAAGCUAUCCGAUGAGCCCAUCGAAGCCAAAGAAGAUUAUACUAAGUUUAACUCUAAAGAUCUGAAGACUGAGAAGAAAAAUAGCAAAAUGACCGCAGCUCAGAAGGCUUUGGCAAAAGUUGACAAGAGUGGAAUGAAAAGUAUCGAUUCCUUUUUUGGUGCAAAAACUAAAAAAAAAUGUUGAACAGAUCUGAAAAUUUGAAAAAGAAAUCUAGCUCAUUACAUGUAUAAUUUCUACCCCUUCCUCCAAUGCCACUGUACUUACCCUUAAUUACCACCUGAUGGGUGAAAGGGCAGGCAUUUUUUUUUAACAUUUCUUUGUAUUUGAUUUUUAUGUUCCUGAACAGAGUAUGGGAAAGUAAUCAAGUAACUUCAUGGCGUAUGACCUUUGGAGUUUCUUUUCACAUAGUGAAAAGUAAUCAAGUGAAUAGAAUUAACAUAUAAUGUCACAGUUUCCUCAAUAAACUGACAUGUGAUCAUA
Messenger RNA from Sorex fumeus (smoky shrew), 1257 nucleotides. RefSeq names its product ribonuclease H2 subunit B (gene RNASEH2B). The record is from RefSeq and is a predicted model, not a curated record. NCBI's taxonomy places the organism in Eukaryota, Metazoa, Chordata, Mammalia, Eulipotyphla, Soricidae. Bases 25 to 960 code for a protein of 311 amino acids. Gene Ontology annotation, biological process: RNA catabolic process; ribonucleotide metabolic process. The transcript is spliced from 11 exons. Gene Ontology annotation, cellular component: nucleoplasm; ribonuclease H2 complex.